ACGGACCUAAGUUUGAUAAAUAAGUCUGAGAUUGACUCAAAUGAGCUUAAACAAUAACAGAACAUGAGUCAAAAAUCUCUGUCCAAUUAGAUUAGUUCUAAUGAGGACAAUAAAUUAAGAUUAAGAUCCGAAUUCCUAAUCGACCGAUCUAAUGUGUCAGUCACAUGAGACUCCCUAAAAUAAGAAAAUUUGUUUUUCUUAAUUGCUUGUGCAUUCUGUAUAUUUUAUUCUAUAUGUGGGAAUUGAAUUAAACCGGUUUUUGUUACUGGUCUGUCGGUUGUGUACUGACAUCAUGAUUUUCAAUUCUAGAUACAAAGAACGAUAUACACGAUGACUGGUCGCUAUGAACGACAACAUGAGCUAUGGGAGGAGAUCAAGAAGCUGGAAUAUGACCCAAAUCACGGAGUCGGUAGACUUAUUGGUCGACUCGAUUGGUUGUUCUGGAAUCUCGAGCGAGAAGGCCAUCCAGUCCAGGAAAAGGAUAGAAGAUGGUUUCUGGUUUAUUCAUUAUCGGAACAUCUAAGGUAGAUAACAUUCUAACUUUGAGAUGAUUCUGAUGGGCACAUCUCAUAUUCAGAGAUGUGUAGGGAGUUACUUCAUUUGGAAUGGGGUCCUGAAGAAUCUGAAGAGGAUCCAGAUCCCGAAGAAAUGGACCUCGAAGAAUCUGAGGAGGAUCCAGAAAUGGAUUCUGAAGAUUUAGAGGAGAAUACAAUUCCCGCAGAAUCUGAGGAUGAUCCAGAGAUGAACCUCGAAGAAUUUGAAGAGGAUCCAGAAAUGAAUCCUGAAAAUUUUGAGGAGGAUCCAGAGAAGGAUCUGGAGAUGGAUCCCGAAGAAUCAGAGGAGGAUCCUCAAGAGUGUGUAGAAGAUCCAGAAAUGGAUCUGAUGGAUACAUCCGAGGCUGAACCACCCAUCAUAGAAUCCGAGAUAAAUGGGAUGCAAUUACCCACUGCUCUAGCAUUUAUCCUAGUGAUCCAUCAUCCAGUGCUCCAAAUGGACAAGUUUACUCCACAAACCCUGGUAAUAUAUUGCAAUGUGUGGCUGGUGCGUCAGAUGAAGGAUUCAUGCUCAAGUACAGCUGACAACACAUGGAGAACUUCUCAGGUCAAACACUCGUAUGCCAAUCUUUUUUUAACCCCUAGUUUUUUAAUGCUUAGAAAGUUAUGUUUGUCACUUGACUUUCAUCAGGCAAUUUUGGACUCUGCUUACAACAGAGUGCCAAUGAUCCUGUUGCCCUCAGAUUACUUAAUUCAUCCAUUUUUUUAAUCUAUCUAUUGAAACUACGAGGUUGCUCGGACAAGUGGUCACGCGGUUACCUCACAAAUGGCUAGCCCGAGCGGCCGCCACCGUGAGGAUGUUUCGAUUGAUUUUAUUAAUAAAGGUAUUUAGGGACGAUCCUUGGAAAAAUUGAAACUAUAUAUAUAUAUAUAUAUAUAUAUAUAUAUUACAUUAAAUUGUUUGAUGUGAGGCUAUUUUACCUAUCUAUUUAAACUAGUUUUUUAACUUAAUUGUUUGGAAGCUUUUACAAACCUUCAUUGAAGCCGAUGAUUUUCCUCUCCUUUUACCUUGUCACUGUCAAUGUAGGUUAUCAUCUCCACUUAUAAGAAGGUUGUAUGCCCAUUAUAUCUCAUAAUCUCUUGAUUUAAUAUUGAGUUUGUGUACAUCAUCUCAGUUUUGAAUCUGUUGACAUUCUUUAUUUUUCUUCUGUCUUGAAGGGAACUUAAGUUCUGGUAAUUGUAAUGCAAGGUUAUAGCAAACUUAUGAGCUCAAUAAGCAACAUGUUUUCCCUUUUGUAUGACGACUUGAUUAUGUUGUACUUCUGCAUAUAUCUUGAGGUAUAUGCCAUCUUAUAAAUAAAAAAGGAAAAAAAAUGGUCCUUUAACCUUAAUUUCAUGAUGUACUAUAAUAUUGUGAAGGAGAUGCUUGAUUUGUGAUUGGUGUAAAGAGGAAAUUGAAUAGAAGUGAGUCGAAUUUUACAAAUCAUAAAAUCAUGUACAACAAGAAGAGAAAUUCAUAUAUAGUUUGUGGUAAUAAAUCUUGACUAUCAUUUAACAUGUAUUUCUGCUCCAGCAAUCUUUGGACAAAUAGGACUUUGAGUUGGUAUUACCUCAAGUUGGCUUGAGAAUUAACAUCUCGAGCAAGUGUUUGGAGAUUGGAGAACAUAAAGAGAAGGAUUGCUUUGCUUCUCAAUAUAUAUAUGUUAUUGGUGACCAGUAGGGUUUGAGUAUGAGUUGUUGUAUACUAUAUUUUUUAUCUAUUUGCAAGUUAGUCUAAUGAGGAUAAUAGUUUGUUGUCCAUUGAUUUGGAUAGCUUUUGUCUAGAGUUCAUUUCGUGUUGUUGCUCUUUUAUUAGAUUGUUCCUUUUCGUGGGCCAAGCUACCUUGAUCAUGUAUAUCAUAUGUAUUUUAUGUUGUGCAUUUCAUUGUGUUAAUA
Molecule: messenger RNA, 2429 nt
Organism: Zingiber officinale
Lineage: Eukaryota; Viridiplantae; Streptophyta; Magnoliopsida; Zingiberales; Zingiberaceae
Product: proline-, glutamic acid- and leucine-rich protein 1-like
Exons: 3
Coding region: 580-1263 (227 amino acids)
Source: RefSeq, a predicted model, not a curated record